UUUAUUGUUAUUGUGUAAGUAAUGUUGCGGGCGGAGCUACAAUAACCAGUAAUAAAACUUACUAACUUAGGUUCCUAAUCUUUAUAACUAAUUUACUAUUAAUUUCAAAAUGUGUUUGUCAGAUCAAUCGAUGGAUAUAUUUCUAUUAGCUGUGGGAGUGGCCAGUGAAUUGGACACCAACCUGAUUGUAGGCCAGGCAUUGCCUGUCACUUUGCUGAAGGUACAGGAGGAUUACACUGUCUACGCCCAACCAGCCUCUGAGGAUGGAGAGUUGCAGAGCCUCGAGUUGCAGCCGGGUCAAGGUGUCAAGUGUGUAUUGAGCAAUGUCAAAGAAACAGCAACUGACGAACAACGGCAAGCCUUCACUCAGCUACCUGCUGACACAUAUGUCAUCAUGCUGGUCGACGCAGCACAGAGUGAAGGUUGCAGCCAAGAGGCGAUUCAAAGAAGCCACAGAGCUCGAAGUAAAACAGUGCAUCAGUGCAUGGCUGCAAAUGGCCAGAGUUAGAGUUAGCAGAAGGUGAAUGUAAUGUCUACAAUCGGAGGGAAAGAUUCACAUUGUUUGAUGGUCAAUAUACUAAAAGGAACAUUAGUGGACGAGGCUGCAGAAAUGUUUUCCCUUAUAGGGAAGAGAAUGGGAAACUUCCCCCUCAAGAGGAAGUUCCUAGGAACUAAAACGUGUUGCUCGAUGUUUGAUGCUGUCAGGCGAAAGCAUCGAGAAGCAUCGACGGAGGAUAUGAGAAAUUCAGUCAAGAAGUGGCUGCAGCAAGCCACGCCCAGAUUGAUGAAGAGGUCAAACAGACAGCCAUCAACACUCGCUGCUGGAGAUGUUCCUCGUGAUUAAUAACUGUAAAAAUUUUAAUUUAAACUUAUGGAAAUAUCUUAAAAAUAUAUAAUGUUUGGUGC
This is a messenger RNA of Macrosteles quadrilineatus (aster leafhopper), 906 nucleotides long. RefSeq lists its product as uncharacterized. The record is from RefSeq and is a predicted model, not a curated record. The transcript has 7 exons. Bases 110 to 508 code for a protein of 132 amino acids. Lineage: Eukaryota; Metazoa; Arthropoda; Insecta; Hemiptera; Cicadellidae.